GAGUCUUCGCAUCUUUGGUGACUUCUGACUCAAAAUAAACUAAAACCACACAUUUGAAAGAUGCCAAUUACUCUCUCUCUCCUUUCUCUCUUUCUUUAUCAACCAGUCGCAAUCGUCAGAGCGAUGCAGAAAAACUUGUACAAUGGUAAGAGAAGGACUUGCGGCUGUGGCGGCGGAUAACGGCGAAGGCUUUACUAUCUUACUCUACAUUUGGGCAGCACUUUUGGCUCUCUCCAUCAUAGCCGCCGUGACUUUCACUUGUAGCGACGGAGCUUCUAAAUCUCAAACUGACGACGUGCAUGGCUCUGCAUGUGCCGCCGGCUGUGGCGGUGGUUGUGGAGGGUAAAACGGCUGGCAGAUUUUUUUUUUUGUCAACAAGGUGCAGUUUAUCGUGUAUUAUCCGGCCUAGUGGUGACACAAAGGCGGCAGUAAUACAAACUGGUAGGUUAUGAUAAUUAAAACGGGUCUGUUUUAAAGAGGCAGUUUUGUUCAGAUUAGAGGAAUUUGAAUACAAAUCAAAUUUAGGUUCUUGCUCUAAUAUGUAUUAAUAAUUUCAAGGAAUCUGAAUACAAAUCAUACUUGCUUUCUU
Messenger RNA from Raphanus sativus (radish), 589 nucleotides. RefSeq lists its product as uncharacterized. Bases 143 to 346 code for a protein of 67 amino acids. The record is from RefSeq and is a predicted model, not a curated record. Lineage: Eukaryota; Viridiplantae; Streptophyta; Magnoliopsida; Brassicales; Brassicaceae. The transcript has a single exon.